GAAUGUUAUGGUUCAAUUUUGACUCAACACAUUUCCUGUUUUUACAGUGGGAGGCGCCGUGUGUAAAGGGCGUACAGUCGUAACAUCACAUGACAGCACAGAUAGCAGGAAAACACAAUCCACAAGGAAUCCCAGACUACGAGCAAGAUGGUUCCAGUGUUGAUGUUACUCAUGGCAGCUCUUGUAGCUGCAGAUGAGCCAAUGAUGGAACUCUCAGAUGCAGUAGAGUCAGUAGAUAGUGCCUCUGUCUCUGUGGUUUACUGUGAUGCUGCUACUGUGUGUCCUGAUGGAACAACAUGCUGUCUGAGUCCUUAUGGAGUGUGGUACUGCUGUCCAUUCUCAAUGGGUCAGUGCUGCAGAGAUGGAGUUCAUUGCUGCCGUCAUGGUUAUCACUGCGAUUCGACAUCGACCCAUUGUUUGAGGGGGUGGAUGAGAUUGUCAUCUUCUCCUCUGCCAGCCUCCAAAGCUAUCCAGAAAACUCAGGAUCUUGAAAGGCAGACCGAGACUGAGAUUGUUCAUUGUGAGGGAAAUGUCUACUGCCCAGCUGAGAAGUUCUGCUGCAAGACAGCGACUGGCCAGUGGGGGUGCUGCAGCGGGAUGGUGUUGUAAGUGAACAAUCCCUGUGAACCUCUUAUCAAAGACUGUCAAAGUGCUUUCAAACUUUACUGUUACUCUUGAGGGAAUAGAUUAUUCCUACAUCCAAGCUGAAUUAAUGUGAAAUAAAAACUGAUUGCAGUAAAAUCGCACUGUCAUUUAAUAAACGAUUUUGUUUUUGAAGAAA
This is a messenger RNA of Ctenopharyngodon idella (grass carp), 781 nucleotides long. RefSeq names its product progranulin-like. NCBI's taxonomy places the organism in Eukaryota, Metazoa, Chordata, Actinopteri, Cypriniformes, Xenocyprididae. Gene Ontology annotation, cellular component: extracellular region. The record is from RefSeq and is a predicted model, not a curated record. The coding region runs from base 148 to 609 and encodes 153 amino acids. The transcript is spliced from 5 exons.